Messenger RNA from Portunus trituberculatus (swimming crab), 4577 nucleotides. RefSeq lists its product as uncharacterized. The coding region runs from base 381 to 4250 and encodes 1289 amino acids. The record is from RefSeq and is a predicted model, not a curated record. The transcript has 5 exons. Lineage: Eukaryota; Metazoa; Arthropoda; Malacostraca; Decapoda; Portunidae.
UAGAAGACACAGAUACAUUGUAGGUUUUCGCGGGAAUGCUAAGGCUUUCGCACAUACUCAUCAGCAGGGUAGUCUCGACUCUAGACACAGAUUCCCCUUAUGGGAUCUGCCAUUGCCGUGGAAGUUAGUUUCAAAUGGCUCUCAUUUAAUCAGUGAUUCAGGAUUAGAGCUCACUUUGUUCCUGGAAGAGGGCAAAUGACAAUGGCUGCUGCAAAUUAACCAACAAUAGAAGGUUAUGACUGCUAUUAAUGGAUGUCUAUACAAGAUGUGCAACUACAUACUUGGAAUGAAUACCAUGGGCUGUGAAUAAUGAAACUAGGCAAGCUCUGAACAUUAAUGAUAUUUUCUCCAUUUUCUUUCUUCCAAAUUGAACAGCAAUUAUGUCACAUUUAUCAAAUUUUAACAGGAUAAAGGGUGAACCUGUACACUAUUUUACUGGCAGAGUAAGAGCUUUUUGGAAAGAUCUGGUGUUUUUCUCUGAUGCAAGAAAUGUUGCAGUUAUUGAAAUUCAUGAUUUGUACAUAAAUGGAAAGCGAGCAUUUUCAAAAGAUUUGAGUUAUUUAGAAGACUUGGUAAGAAAUAGUGAUUGGAAAAAAUCUCCAGAAUUGCAUUCCUAUGUAAGUGAAUACCCUUAUGAUAUUCCCACUCCUUGGCCCUACCAACUCUCAGGGAAAGCUCUUUGGAAAGCCAAGUGUGCUUGGUUGGGUUGGAUUCCUAAUUGCAUAAAAAAUGCCAAUAUCAAUAAUAUUGUUCAUAUGCCCAUCAGUUACUACAGUGGUUUGGUAAAAAAAAUAUUUAUGGAUAAUAUUCUAUUUGGGGACAUGAGAAAUGAUAUAAUGGUUUCUUCAGAUAAUGUUUAUGUCAAUGGAGAGAGAGGUUUUAAAAGGAACACCCACGAUUCCACAGAUUCUUCUUGGAUUAAAAUCCGCGCUUACAUCAUCAGAUUAGAUGUUUUAACAAACAUGCAUCUUGGACCUCUACCUGAUUUGCCCAUUUGGCCCAAAGACAGUUUGUGUUCAGACAUGUGGGUGGCAAAGUUUGCUUGGUUUGGUGAUAUGCCUAAUGAAGUGAGGGAUCAAAUUGGAAGAUAUCAUGUCAUUCGCAUGAACCAGUGGAGUAACAUAUGUCAUGUUCCAUGGAAGGAUAAGAGUGCUCAGCAGGUGUCUGCCAAUAAAGAAUCUUGGAAAGACAGAUACAACUAUGAUGAUAAACAGAGAGUCCCUGAAAAAGAAAUAAGAUCUUGCCAUUUAUUGGUGCCAACAGAACAACCAGCUGGAUACAUGAGAGGGGCUCUCCUGUUGGCUGACAGUAAGCAGGCACUUAUGACAAGUUAUGUUGAUUUGAUUGCUUUCAGCAAGGAUAACUUUUAUGUUAAUGGGCAAAAAUUCAAAGAUAAUUAUGAUCUUUGUUUUUUCUUUAAAAAUCGUAGAGUUUGCUUAAAUGCAUGGGUGAUACCCUUUGAUAAACCAAAAGUGAUAUUCAACAUAAAUGUUGCAUGGCAUGCAGUGUGUGUUUGGUAUGGAAGUCCACCAAAGGAUUUGGAACACAUUAAGAAUAGUGCUUGUGGAAAAACUGUGGAUGACUUAGUAGAAAGUCCUUCUUCUGUCACAUUAACUCAUUUUUUGGGAAAUGUCUAUGAUUUACAUUAUGAUUCAGGUGAGCUCAUGAGUAAAGCUGGCCUUGAUCAAUCUGUGAAAGUAUCUUUUUCAAGAAAAGUUGUUUACAUGUAUGGAAGAAAAUUUAACACAGACUGCUCUCUCCUUGACAACCAACAAGUAUUACAGAACAACAUUUGGUCAGUUUUAGCAUAUCCAGUGUUAACAGAUAUGGCCAAUGGCAUUCCACAUUAUCAAGCAUUAGUUAUAUGGCAAUAUGAAGACCAGCACUCAAUGCAUGUAAUAUCAAAGAUUAUCACAGAAUUUGUGGAGGAAACGAAAAAUUGUUGCAAAAGAAAAGAGAAAGUAACCCAACACAUGUCUGGAUAUAUAGCAAAGAUUUCUGAUAAUUAUGGUAUCAUGAAAGUUGAAAGUGCAUCAGUGGAUAAUAUCUACUUAUACUUUAGGAAGGAAGUUCUUUAUAUUGAUGGAAAGUUAUUUCCAAAAAAUAUCUGUCUUCCAGCAAAAGAACAAGGAAGGCAGUGUAAUGCAGAAUGUAAGACUAUGCUGCCAAAAGAUGUUGAUGGUUAUCAGGUUACUAUGGAAGCAACAUUGCUAUGGAUUGGAAGGAAACCAUCACUUGAAUCUAGAAAACCUGCACCAGAUUUUUCAGGGAACCCUCAACAUGUACAAAACACUGAUUGUAGUGAUUACAAUGAACACUAUGCUGCAAAUAUGCAAACUGAAUCAUACACCAGGCCUGGUAGGGUCCUUCAUAUUGCUGAAGGAGUGAAGGUGGGUAGUGUCUUUAUUGUUGACAAACACUGUGGACUUAUUAUUUGCUCAAAUAUCAUUGCUGUCUUUUCCAGUGAUACCUUUUAUGUGAAUGGGAACAAAUUAAGCAGUAAUGAUUCCUUGGAUAAUUUUUGCUCAGAAAAUAAGAUUACUGUAAAAGCUAAGAUAGUGACUUUAAAAGCACCAAAAAUUGUGCUGAAUUGUGCAGUUAUGUGUGAAGCCAUUUGUACCUGGAUUGGGCAAGAGCCAAGUGACCUCACACGUUUACAAAGAGAACAUCUCAUUAAAAGAAACAAAUCUUGUGAUAUUCCCAAGAUAUCACACAAGUCUUUGUUAUACUUUGUGGGAAAAAUAAGUCCUGUUUCUAAAGAUGUUGCACUACUUGCCAGUUCAACUCCUGAGGGGACAUCAAAAAUUCUCUUUUCAAAAGAAAAUAUCUUUAUAAAUGGAAGUGUUGUAGAUAAAGAUGACAUUUUUGAAAAAUGGAAGAGAACCUCCUCUCAUAGUUGGUGGUCUGUUCUUGCUUGUCCUAUAUCUCCAAAAUAUAUAAUGGGUCAUUCAGUGUGCUACUCUGCUGUUGCAGUUUGGGAUAUGAGUCAUCACCACAAGAUGAGAAAAGUGUUACCUUUAGUAGCUUGUCAGGUAAAUGAUAAACCUGAUAAACAAGAGUAUUGCACAAAUGGAAAACUCAGUGGACCAAAGAAAUCAGCACUAGUCACACAAGAAGCAUCAUUACAUACCUUGCAGCUGAAGGAAUGCAGCAAAGAAAAGUUGCUACAGGUUAAAGGGUCAUCACAAUUGAAUGACUCCUCAGUGAUAGUCUCCAACAUUACCAAAGAAUGCUCUAAAGAUGAAACUAUUGUAUCUUCUGUUGAUUUAGCGCUGUCUCCUGAAAACGAAUUUUGUGGAAAGCACAUUAGAGGACAUGUUGUGAAAAAGACUGGAAGAGGGGGUAUAGCUCUGUGGAGAAGCCAGAUCUUUGAGGGCUUGGUUUUUAUUGAAUUUAAUACAGAAACUUUAUACCAUGACUUGGAGCCUAUUGUUGAAAUAUGGAGAGUCAAUGAUGUCAAGUCAAGAGCUUGUAACUUUUAUGUAAUUCCUGUACCACAUCAUAGGAUUGGUGAAUAUGUGGUGAGUCUUAAAGCAACGUGUGGCUGGAUGGGAAAGAAGCCAUCACACCUUCCAUCACCUGGCACCCAGCUUUUGUCUAAAAUUGAUCUGAGUAGUGUUCAUGUAACUCAACCAAAUGAUAUGCAAGGUAGUGAAUCAGAAAUGGUGCAAGUAUCCCAAGAAUAUCAUCAGAAGGGUAAUACUGUAAAUGAAAGAAACCUUGCAAAGAAUCACAUUCAAUUAGAGCUACCUGUCACUGGAAAGUUCAAGAACAUGAUGCAGGAAACUAAAAAUGAAGAAGCUUCAAGGACAGGCUGUGGGACACGAAAGCCAGCACAACCUGUGCUGCCGUCUAGACUUCCAAAUGCUGAUGAAUGUGGAAAAAUCUGGGAGGACAAGAACAAAAAGCAAAUCCAUCAUCAAGGUUCCAUUGUCGAGGUUCACUCCAGUGUAGGUCAGCUAAAGGGAGAAGAUGGAAGUCUUCACUACUUUCCACGUGAAAGCUGCCACCUUUAUGGUGUCCCUCUUCUUAAUGUGGAGCUGUGGCAUGUUCUUGCUGAAGAUGAUCCUGUUCUGUAUACUGUGAUAGAGCUUGUUCCUGGGAUGAUAAAAGUUCAGAAGGUGUGGCUUGGAGCUCUUGAACUGCCAAAUAAGAAGAUCACAAAUGAACAUAUUCUUGCUUGGUGUCAGAUGAAGUUGGUGCCUGAUGGCGCUCGAGACAUCUUGAUAAGUCAGCUAGAGAUGCAGUGAUGCUGGUGUCUCACCUUCCAGUUAGUGCUCCCUCUGACAUGUCAAGGUUAAGGUGAGGAGGAAGGGUCAGCAGUUCCAAUGGUUUCAACGUACUUAUCAAAGACUUACGAGUGCUCUUACUUACCAUAAGUUGAAUGUGCAAGCCGUGAAGAGGUCAAUUUUUCACUUUGACUUGCAAGUCAAAAUUUGAGUUGUAAGGUAGCUCCAGGGAGUGUGCCGUUGGUAGCUGGCAGAGUGAAUGCCAGAUCCACCCAGCAUCCCAUCUCCAGUGCAUUCAGGGAAAUGCUUCCCUGGAAAUAAGACGGGCAGUCUUAUUUCCAGGAAGCA